UGCAAAUUGCAUGCUGGUGGUGUUCGCCAAUUUCAGAAUUCAAAGGACAAGUCUUCAACAGCUAAUCUGAAGCAUUACACCAUUCGUUGCUUUGGUGAAGAUUCCAUCAAUGCUGCCAUCAGUGGUAAGGCAGCCUCUGAACGCAAUGGCUCAGUUUUUGCCCUCUUUGCACGAAACGGCAAACAGCUAGUCAAGUAUUUGCAUCAUGUUCACACUAACCCAGAAUUAUGGUAUGUUCUUCUUUUCACUGGCCGACCAAAUGUUACCCUUCCUUCCAACCAAACCAUCUCUCGUGACAUCAACAUAUCUUUUGAAAAGUGCCGGGUGCGCAUUGCAAAGUUGCUUCAAGAGCACCCUGGUCGCAUUCAUUUUGGAACAGAUGCCUGGACAGCUACCAAUCAUCACGCAUUUGUGGCAUGGACUGCUCAUAUUGAGUAUGAAGGUAUCAUGCUCGCAUUUCUACUUGAUAUAGUUGAGAUUCCUGAAGUGAGUCAAUAA
Molecule: messenger RNA, 498 nt
Organism: Suillus fuscotomentosus
Lineage: Eukaryota; Fungi; Basidiomycota; Agaricomycetes; Boletales; Suillaceae
Exons: 3
Source: RefSeq, a predicted model, not a curated record